AUGUCAGACCCUGGAUCGCUAAAUAAGUUAACAAGAAGCCCGAUAACAAAACAUUUCAAGAGUGGAGCUUUAGGAUUUCUGGUAGGUAUCUCUAUAGCUUCACUUUUGGCCAUAAGAAUUGUUGACAGGGCUAGAAAGGAAAUGGAUUGGGAUGACAGUGUGUCAAAUUUAAGCAGAUCUGUCAGGAAACUAGAAUUACAUGUGGCAGAGCUUGAACGUAAGGGGUCCAUAAGUAAGCCGUGA
Messenger RNA from Lachancea sp. 'fantastica', 243 nucleotides. The record is from the annotation of a GenBank genome assembly. Lineage: Eukaryota; Fungi; Ascomycota; Saccharomycetes; Saccharomycetales; Saccharomycetaceae.